AUGUGGGAACGUACACUUCAAGACCUGAUUCGCGGCCUGCGGGCUAACAAGAAAGAUGAAGCAAAAUUCAUUGCUCAGGCAGUCGAUGAGAUAAGGCAAGAGAUCAAGAGCAAGGAUAUGGAGCUCAAAGCCGCUGCGGUGUUGAAGCUAACAUACCUCGAGAUGUUAGGGUAUGACAUGAGUUGGGCAGCCUUUCAUAUAGUGGAGGUUAUGUCCUCUCCCAAAACCCAUCUUAAAACUGUGGGCUAUCUUGCAGCUGCCCAGUCCUUCGGACCAGACACGGACGUACUGAUGCUGGCUACGAACCUGGAUUUGGGUUCAUCGCCAGCAGACGUCGCAGUAACCCUCAAUGGACUUGCAUCCAUUAUGACCGCUGAGCUCGCCAGGGAUAUGUCAUCAGAUCUGAUUGCCAUGCUGAAUCAUUCACGACCUCACAUACGAAAGAGAGCAAUCCUCUUGAUGUACAAGGUCCUCGUGAAACAUCCGGAGGUCAAAGACAAGGCUAUGUCGAGAUUGAGGGAGAAACUUGAGGACACGGAUGCAGGAGUUGUGGCAGCGACAGUAAAUGUGAUGUGUGAGCUUGCACGAAGGAAUCCGCACGACUACCUCCCCUUAGCACCUCACUUCUUCCGUCUGCUGACGACUUCGUCCAAUAAUUGGAUGCUGAUCAAGCUCGUCAAAAUCUUUGGGUCCUUGUCACCUUUCGAGCCUCGUCUCGUCAAGAAACUUCAACCUCCCAUUACCGAGCUCAUCUCGACAACACCCGCGAUAUCACUCCUUUACGAAUGUGUACAUACCUGUAUCAUCGGAGGUAUGUUGCAGGGCCCAUCGGGGAACUCACUGGCACGACUAUGUGUAUCCAAACUUGCUACAUUUUUGCAAGAUUCGGACCAGAAUUUGAAAUAUAUCGCUCUAUUGGCUCUGACGAAAAUAGUCCCGACUCAUCCGUAUCUGGUUGCAGAGUAUCAAGACAUGAUCCUUGCUAGUGUUGCUGACCAGGAUAUCAGCAUUCGCAUGCGUGCGCUGGAUCUUGUCUCCGCCAUGGUCAAUCGUGACAAUCUGCAGUCUAUUGUCCAGCAGUUGCUAUCUCAUCUAGUUAGACCAGAUCCCGCGGCUUCCAGUACUGCCUCAGAAAGUCUGGCGCAAGUUUCCGCUCCAGGGGCAUCCACGAGCGCCGUUAGGCCAUUGCAAUCUCCCUACUAUCGCUUGGCGCUCGCUCAACGCAUUAUCUCUAUCUGCUCGGCUUCAACAUACGAACACGUCACGGACUUCGAGUGGUAUCUAUCCGUCCUCAUCGACCUAGCAUACGUCGCCUCCGUGAACAUCGGUGCAGAAAUCCGGGACCAAUUGAUUGACGUAGUCGCCCGCGUAAAGGGCGCAAGGCGAUAUGCUGUGAGGCUCAUGGCCAAGGUUUUGGCCGACAGCACAUUCCUGAUUAACGCCGGAGAAGACUGUAGUUGCUCCGAGAUUCUUUGGGCAGCUGCUUGGGUCGCCGGGGAGUAUUGCAGUGAGAUACCGCAGCCAGGCCAGCUGCUGCAGUAUCUCGUGCAGCCGGGCAUAUCCUCUUUGACGAGUGAGAUUAUUGCGGUGUAUUUGCACACAGCUGCCAAGGUCUUCGGUUACUGGGCGUCGGAGCUUGCUCAAGGAUGGGACGAUUCAUAUCUACCGGAGCUGAGGGAUAACGUUGACAUGAUCGUUAGCCGCUCGAAAGAGUAUGCCUCGAGUCAUGAUAUCGAGGUACAAGAAAGAGCAGCUAAUGUCUUGGGUCUGUUCACAUUCAUAAAAGCUGACUUGGCAACACACCGACCUUUAAAGGAGGAUGAUGCCGAAUAUAAUGUAGACAGCAGUCCCGCCUUUGCCGACGUUCCGACCUCCGAGCCUCGUUAUCCGAAGAGUUUAUGGCUUCUUCGGCCACUAUUUGGCGGAUACGAGUUGAACCCUGUCGCUGCGUAUGCGCAAGGCAGAGUCGAGCGGCCCAGCGGAUUAGACCUUGACGUGUGGAUAGUGGCUCCCCCCAAGGAUCCGGUCUCAGAAGGGGUUAUGUCGGAUGGGCAAAUUCCCGACAAGGUUAAAGUAAAGAAGGGCAAGAAGGGAAAGGCGAAGGGAAAGGGAAAGAGUGUGGAGCUUAAUGCGGCGUCGAAUGGAGUAGAGGCGGAAGAGACGCUAAGCUCUCAGUCCAUGGAAUCUCCAGAAGAAGCCGUGGAGCGUGCAAAAGUGAGAGUAUUCCGUACUUCGAUCUUCGUAUCGUGUACUUACCUCUGA
Gloeophyllum trabeum ATCC 11539 is the source of this 2262-nucleotide messenger RNA. Its product is annotated as Adaptor protein complex AP-3 delta subunit. Lineage: Eukaryota; Fungi; Basidiomycota; Agaricomycetes; Gloeophyllales; Gloeophyllaceae. The coding region runs from base 1 to 2262 and encodes 753 amino acids. The transcript is spliced from 9 exons. The record is from RefSeq and is a predicted model, not a curated record. Gene Ontology annotation, biological process: protein targeting to vacuole; Golgi to vacuole transport. Gene Ontology annotation, cellular component: AP-3 adaptor complex; endosome membrane; membrane coat.